GGAUCCUCCUCGGCUAUAGGACUCGGGCGGGUCUGAAGUUUAAUCAGUUGACAAAGUUGCACCUCCUGUGGUAUAUUUCCAAAUGGGAAAGCUCGUGUUCAUCUCGCUGCUUGUAGCUGCCUUGUCGGCGCUGUUGGGGGAGAGGUUUGUCAACCUAAGGAGAAGAGCUCUCGCCUCCAGGGAGCUUGUGCAGAAUCAUCUGCCAAACUGUGUGACUCUAAAAAACCUCAACCAGGGCUCGGAGGAUAUAACCAUCAUCAGAGAUGGACUCGCCUUUAUCAGCACUGGUCUUUCCUAUCCUGGAAUGCCAGACCCAGAUGGUCCAGGAAAGAUCUAUUCUCUAGAUUUACAAGACCCUCGGCUGAAGCCAUUGGAGCUACGUGUGUCAAGAAACUUUGAUCUGGACUCGUUCAACCCUCAUGGCAUCAGUGCCUACGUCAGUCCAUCUGAUGAUGAGAUAUACCUGUUUGUUGUCAAUCAUCCUCACCACGGGAGCCAAGUUGAGGUAUUUCAGUUUGUUGAAGACGACCAAUCCCUGCUUCACCUGAAAACUAUAAAGCAUGAACUUCUCCAUAGUGUAAACGAUAUUGUUGCUGUGGGCGUGGACAGCUUCUAUGCAACCAAUGAUCACUAUUUUUCCAAUACUGCCUUUACAAGUCUGAUUGAGCUUGUUCUGGCUCAGCCUUGGACUAACGUCGUGUACUACAGCCCUGAUGAUGUCAGAGUAGUGGCUGAGGGUUACUAUCUUGCAAACGGCAUCAACACGUCCCCAGAUAAACAGCACCUUUACGUCGUCGAUGUAUUGGACCAUAACGUACACGUGUUAGAGCGGAAGGAAGAUAACGCCCUGGUCCCUGUGAAGGCUGUGGCUGUGGGUUCAAUGUGUGACAAUGUUGAAGUUGACCCUGAGACGGGCGACCUGUGGCUAGGCUGUCAUCCUAAUGGAUGGAAGCUGUUUAUGUGUGACACCAAAGACCCUCCUGGAUCUGAGGUCAUUAGAGUCCAGAACAUUCACUCUGAUCAGCCAGAGGUCACUCAAGUGUAUGCUGACGAUGGUCAGGUGAUCAUGGGUUCAUCCGUGGCAGCAACCUACGGAGGGAAGUUGCUAAUUGGCACUGUUUUCCACAAGACUCUGGUCUGUGAUCUGAAGUAGCCACUGACUCCAUUUUAUAACCUACUGAAAUUAUUAGGAGUAAAUGUUUGUGAUGGGCUGUGUUGUGGUUUCCUUUGAAACUGCUUAACUUAUUGCACUUAGAAGGAUGUAUGUGAUAAAACAGAGGCAACUGGAGUCCCUUGAAUUGCUGCUUUCUAGCAAGAAGAAAGUUGUAUUGCAGUUUUCUAGUAAUUAUCCUGUGGGAAGUUAUAUUUUUGGAGACACUGAAUUGAACAGGAGCUUAAAUGACUGUUAAGAGAUGUUUCUUUUAUCCCAAUUAAAAAAACCCAACAAAACUAA
Messenger RNA from Cynoglossus semilaevis (tongue sole), 1453 nucleotides. Its product is annotated as serum paraoxonase/arylesterase 2-like. Bases 83 to 1153 code for a protein of 356 amino acids. NCBI's taxonomy places the organism in Eukaryota, Metazoa, Chordata, Actinopteri, Pleuronectiformes, Cynoglossidae. Gene Ontology annotation, molecular function: arylesterase activity. The record is from RefSeq and is a predicted model, not a curated record. The transcript is spliced from 9 exons.